AUGCAUAGAGCUGGUCUAAGGCAUAUCCUUUUUUUUGUCAUUCCCGUGCCUCAAGUUCUAUCGCUACAAUCUCGCCUUCAAGAACAAGUUGGUGAAAAUACUGGUGCUCGGAUUCAUGAGAUAUUAGAGCAACUGGUUAUAACAGCAAAUUGCAAAAUACCAGAGUUUAGAGCAUCCAGGCUUUUUCAGAUACUUACACAAAUAGUUUGGGUGAUGGUACUAUUUAGCAAUCCACAAGCUGUCAAUGGAAAAGAAGCUGUUGACCUUCAUUGUCUUGGUCUUUCAUAUAAUCUGAUUGUUAUGAACAUGGAAAUGCCUGUCAUGCAUGGCUAUGAGGCUACGAAGGAGCUACGGGACAUGGGCGUCUACUCUGCUAUUGUUGGAGUAGUAUCAAGAAAUGAGGAGGCUGAAAAUUUCAUGGAAGCGGGCUUAGACGGCUGCGUUUCUAAGCCAUUAAGCAUUGAGAAACUGGCUCCAUUCCUUCCAUUUCCAUCCACUGCUUCCACUGGCGAAAGCGAUGAUGACUAUGACGGUGAUGAUCGUCAAAGCAGCACCAGUAGCAAUGGCAACUAAUCAUAUGUCUAUUUCUCCAGAGAGAAUAUUUACCAAUUUUUCUGUAUCCACUUCAACAAAUUUCGAUUGGUCCUUUUUUUCUGUGCAAACCACCCAUAUCUGGAUCCUAUUAUAAAAGACCGACUAAAUCCGACUUGGGAUUUAGUCACAGUUAAAACUCUUCUUUCACCCUUCUCUGCAAAUGCAUUUAGUGGGGAUCGAGCCCGAGAGCACUUUCCACAUACCCAACCUGUAUUGCUAACUGAGCUACAAUCCGUAGGUAAAGUUUGUUGGUCUUUUGGUCUGUAUAAAUUUGUGAUAUUGUUAAAAUAACCUUAGACUUUCUUGGUACACAUGAUUAUGGAAAUGGCUUAUGGUUCCUAUGUUGUGUGUGAAGGCGCAACCCUCCCUAAGGGAAAUGUAUGGUACCACCUCUAGUUUCUCAAUUUUUAUAGACCAAAAAAA
Messenger RNA from Jatropha curcas, 1017 nucleotides. The record is from RefSeq and is a predicted model, not a curated record. NCBI's taxonomy places the organism in Eukaryota, Viridiplantae, Streptophyta, Magnoliopsida, Malpighiales, Euphorbiaceae.